Molecule: messenger RNA, 1110 nt
Organism: Plasmopara halstedii
Lineage: Eukaryota; Oomycota; Peronosporomycetes; Peronosporales; Peronosporaceae
Product: nucleoside diphosphate kinase
Exons: 4
Coding region: 1-1110 (369 amino acids)
Cellular component (GO): centrosome
Source: RefSeq, a predicted model, not a curated record
AUGAUCGGUUUCCACAGUUUUUCUGAGGUGUCUUGUGGUGGGAUUACGAAAACAAUUAUGGAUGAAGUAGAGCAGCUUGCGUUUUUUGUGGAAUGGAAUGACCCGCAGUCAGGUUUAAGGAAAAAUUACAUCAUGUACUAUCAAGGAGACAACACCGUCGAGCUCGUGGAUCGGCAAACGAAAAGGAUUUUUUUGAAGCGUAUUCGAAUUCCUACAGUCAGCCUCGAUAAUCUGUUUGCCGGAAGCUUUAUUAUUGUGUAUUCUCGACAGCUUAAGAUUCUGGAGCCAGCCAAUGAUUACACACGAAAAAAACUUCAACAGCGUGAAGACAAAGCUGUCUUUGUCAUUACACCAGACGGAUACUCUCAGAUGGGACGUAUUAUCCAUCUCAUUGAACAGAGUGGCCUAUAUAUACGCAAUCUCCAAAUGGUGAAUCUACAAAAGUAUCAUAUUGCAAAGCUAGAGGCAUUAACGUCAGAGGUCGAAAAAGAACGACAGUGCUCUCUUUUAGAAGAUGUUUCGGUGUUAGUUGAAGUUCGACUUUCUGGACCAAAAGUGAUCGACGAUAUUAAACUGAAAUUAGUUGCCGCUGAUAUUGAUACAGUACUUGUUGCCAGGACUGAGCUCGAAAUUUUUUGUUCGGACGAGAGUGCAAGCGAUCCCUAUUUUAGCACUGCACUACUGAAUCAUUGCACUUUGUGUCUUAUCCGUCCGCGAAUUGUCCAAGAAGCUGGCACCGGCGAGAUUUUAGAUGCCAUUUUGACAGCAGGUUUUGAAAUAUCGGCGCUGAAGCUCGUGCAUUUGAGAAUGGACGAAGCCGAUGAGCUCUUUCAAAUUUAUAGAGGACUCAUGCGACAGUACCAUGAAAUGCUCAAGUACAUGUGCUCAUCCCCAUGUCUGGCACUCGAAGUUCGUGGUGAAGAUGUGGUGCACCGUUUUAGAGAUUUUUGCGGUCCAUUUGAUGUCCAGGUCGCAAAAAUUUUGCAGCCACAGAGCCUUCGAGCCAAGUACGGUCGCUCCAUCAUCUACAACGCUCUUCAUUGUACUGACUGUAACGAGGACGGCGUUCUCGAAUGUCAAUACAUUUUCAAAGCGCUCUCUUCGCAGUGA